AUGGACUUAGCUGGUUCUGAGAGAGUUUCUCUGACGAAAGCUGCUGGUGAGCGUCUUAAAGAGGGGGCUAACAUAAACAAAUCUUUGUCAGUAUUAGGAAAUGUGAUAAGGCAACUAAGCGAGGGGAAGGAGUUUAUCAGUUAUCGCGAUUCGAAAUUGACUAGACUGCUCUCACAGGCUCUUGGCGAUGUAUAUGGAUCUGUAGUAAAACCUUUAGUCGAUUCCUUCAUGGAAGGUUUCAAUGCCACAAUAUUUGCAUAUGGCCAAACAUCUUCUGGCAAAACACACACCAUUUUGGGCAAUAAAACAGAUCCUGGGCUUUUCCAAUUAGUAUCCAAUCAGUUAUUCCAGCAUGUGGCAGACCAGGUUGAUAAGAGGUACUUGAUUAGAUGCAGUUAUAUUGAAAUCUACAAUGAAAAGAUCAAUGACCUCCUGGAUAAGAGCAAUCAGGGUUUAACUAUAAGAGAAGAUAUCAAAGGAAAUGUGCUGCUUGAUGCAAGGGAAGCUGUCGUAGACAAUGUUGAUAAAGUUAUGGAGAACAUGAUGCAGGGCAAUAAGAUCAGACGAGUUGCAGCUACUCGCAUGAAUGAGAGGUCAUCUCGAUCACACACGAUUUUCCGGAUUAUUCUGGAGUCGAAAGAUGCCAAUCAGAAAGAUGGACCUGUACAUAUAAGCUACCUUAACUUAAUGGACUUAGCUGGUUCUGAGAGAGUUUCUCUGACGAAAGCUGCUGGUGAGCGUCUUAAAGAGGGGGCUAACAUAAACAAAUCUUUGUCAGUAUUAGGAAAUGUGAUAAGGCAACUAAGCGAGGGGAAGGAGUUUAUCAGUUAUCGCGAUUCGAAAUUGACUAGACUGCUCUCACAGGCUCUUGGCGAUGUAUAUGGAUCUGUAGUAAAACCUUUAGUCGAUUCCUUCAUGGAAGGUUUCAAUGCCACAAUAUUUGCAUAUGGCCAAACAUCUUCUGGCAAAACACACACCAUUUUGGGCAAUAAAACAGAUCCUGGGCUUUUCCAAUUAGUAUCCAAUCAGUUAUUCCAGCAUGUGGCAGACCAGGUUGAUAAGAGGUACUUGAUUAGAUGCAGUUAUAUUGAAAUCUACAAUGAAAAGAUCAAUGACCUCCUGGAUAAGAGCAAUCAGGGUUUAACUAUAAGAGAAGAUAUCAAAGGAAAUGUGCUGCUUGAUGCAAGGGAAGCUGUCGUAGACAAUGUUGAUAAAGUUAUGGAGAACAUGAUGCAGGGCAAUAAGAUCAGACGAGUUGCAGCUACUCGCAUGAAUGAGAGGUCAUCUCGAUCACACACGAUUUUCCGGAUUAUUCUGGAGUCGAAAGAUGCCAAUCAGAAAGAUGGACCUGUACAUAUAAGCUACCUUAACUUAAUGGACUUAGCUGGUUCUGAGAGAGUUUCUCUGACGAAAGCUGCUGGUGAGCGUCUUAAAGAGGGGGCUAACAUAAACAAAUCUUUGUCAGUAUUAGGAAAUGUGAUAAGGCAACUAAGCGAGGGGAAGGAGUUUAUCAGUUAUCGCGAUUCGAAAUUGACUAGACUGCUCUCACAGGCUCUUGGCGAUGUAUAUGGAUCUGUAGUAAAACCUUUAGUCGAUUCCUUCAUGGAAGGUUUCAAUGCCACAAUAUUUGCAUAUGGCCAAACAUCUUCUGGCAAAACACACACCAUUUUGGGCAAUAAAACAGAUCCUGGGCUUUUCCAAUUAGUAUCCAAUCAGUUAUUCCAGCAUGUGGCAGACCAGGUUGAUAAGAGGUACUUGAUUAGAUGCAGUUAUAUUGAAAUCUACAAUGAAAAGAUCAAUGACCUCCUGGAUAAGAGCAAUCAGGGUUUAACUAUAAGAGAAGAUAUCAAAGGAAAUGUGCUGCUUGAUGCAAGGGAAGCUGUCGUAGACAAUGUUGAUAAAGUUAUGGAGAACAUGAUGCAGGGCAAUAAGAUCAGACGAGUUGCAGCUACUCGCAUGAAUGAGAGGUCAUCUCGAUCACACACGAUUUUCCGGAUUAUUCUGGAGUCGAAAGAUGCCAAUCAGAAAGAUGGACCUGUACAUAUAAGCUACCUUAACUUAAUGGACUUAGCUGGUUCUGAGAGAGUUUCUCUGACGAAAGCUGCUGGUGAGCGUCUUAAAGAGGGGGCUAACAUAAACAAAUCUUUGUCAGUAUUAGGAAAUGUGAUAAGGCAACUAAGCGAGGGGAAGGAGUUUAUCAGUUAUCGCGAUUCGAAAUUGACUAGACUGCUCUCACAGGCUCUUGGCGAUGUAUAUGGAUCUGUAGUAAAACCUUUAGUCGAUUCCUUCAUGGAAGGUUUCAAUGCCACAAUAUUUGCAUAUGGCCAAACAUCUUCUGGCAAAACACACACCAUUUUGGGCAAUAAAACAGAUCCUGGGCUUUUCCAAUUAGUAUCCAAUCAGUUAUUCCAGCAUGUGGCAGACCAGGUUGAUAAGAGGUACUUGAUUGGAUGCAGUUAUAUUGAAAUCUACAAUGAAAAGAUCAAUGACCUCCUGGAUAAGAGCAAUCAGGGUUUAACUAUAAGAGAAGAUAUCAAAGGAAAUGUGCUGCUUGAUGCAAGGGAAGCUGUCGUAGACAAUGUUGAUCAAGUUAUGGAGAACAUGAUGCAGGGCAAUAAGAUCAGACGAGUUGCAGCUACUCGCAUAAAUGAGAGGUCAUCUCGAUCACACACGAUUUUCCGGAUUAUUCUGGAGUCGAAAGAUGCCAAUCAGAAAGAUGGACCUGUACAUAUAAGCUACCUUAACUUAAUGGACUUAGCUGGUUCUGAGAGAGUUUCUCUGACGAAAGCUGCUGGUGAGCGUCUUAAAGAGGGGGCUAACAUAAACAAAUCUUUGUCAGUAUUAGGAAAUGUGAUAAGGCAACUAAGCGAGGGGAAGGAGUUUAUCAGUUAUCGCGAUUCGAAAUUGACUAGACUGCUCUCACAGGCUCUUGGCGAUGUAUAUGGAUCUGUAGUAAAACCUUUAGUCGAUUCCUUCAUGGAAGGUUUCAAUGCCACAAUAUUUGCAUAUGGCCAAACAUCUUCUGGCAAAACACACACCAUUUUGGGCAAUAAAACAGAUCCUGGGCUUUUCCAAUUAGUAUCCAAUCAGUUAUUCCAGCAUGUGGCAGACCAGGUUGAUAAGAGGUACUUGAUUAGAUGCAGUUAUAUUGAAAUCUACAAUGAAAAGAUCAAUGACCUCCUGGAUAAGAGCAAUCAGGGUUUAACUAUAAGAGAAGAUAUCAAAGGAAAUGUGCUGCUUGAUGCAAGGGAAGCUGUCGUAGACAAUGUUGAUAAAGUUAUGGAGAACAUGAUGCAGGGCAAUAAGAUCAGACGAGUUGCAGCUACUCGCAUGAAUGAGAGGUCAUCUCGAUCACACACGAUUUUCCGGAUUAUUCUGGAGUCGAAAGAUGCCAAUCAGAAAGAUGGACCUGUACAUAUAAGCUACCUUAACUUAAUGGACUUAGCUGGUUCUGAGAGAGUUUCUCUGACGAAAGCUGCUGGUGAGCGUCUUAAAGAGGGGGCUAACAUAAACAAAUCUUUGUCAGUAUUAGGAAAUGUGAUAAGGCAACUAAGCGAGGGGAAGGAGUUUAUCAGUUAUCGCGAUUCGAAAUUGACUAGACUGCUCUCACAGGCUCUUGGCGAUGUAUAUGGAUCUGUAGUAAAACCUUUAGUCGAUUCCUUCAUGGAAGGUUUCAAUGCCACAAUAUUUGCAUAUGGCCAAACAUCUUCUGGCAAAACACACACCAUUUUGGGCAAUAAAACAGAUCCUGGGCUUUUCCAAUUAGUAUCCAAUCAGUUAUUCCAGCAUGUGGCAGACCAGGUUGAUAAGAGGUACUUGAUUAGAUGCAGUUAUAUUGAAAUCUACAAUGAAAAGAUCAAUGACCUCCUGGAUAAGAGCAAUCAGGGUUUAACUAUAAGAGAAGAUAUCAAAGGAAAUGUGCUGCUUGAUGCAAGGGAAGCUGUCGUAGACAAUGUUGAUAAAGUUAUGGAGAACAUGAUGCAGGGCAAUAAGAUCAGACGAGUUGCAGCUACUCGCAUGAAUGAGAGGUCAUCUCGAUCACACACGAUUUUCCGGAUUAUUCUGGAGUCGAAAGAUGCCAAUCAGAAAGAUGGACCUGUACAUAUAAGCUACCUUAACUUAAUGGACUUAGCUGGUUCUGAGAGAGUUUCUCUGACGAAAGCUGCUGGUGAGCGUCUUAAAGAGGGGGCUAACAUAAACAAAUCUUGUCAGUAUUAG
Messenger RNA from Acanthoscelides obtectus, 4218 nucleotides. NCBI's taxonomy places the organism in Eukaryota, Metazoa, Arthropoda, Insecta, Coleoptera, Chrysomelidae. The record is from the annotation of a GenBank genome assembly.